GCUUUCCGUAGAUCAGGGCCUGGGCGUCGUUCGUUGCUACAACCGCUUCGUAGGAAACAAACACCAAACACCACUUGAGCUCAACAGUUCGGAGGUGUCUCUUAUAUAAAACUAAAAACUCAACCUAAACCAUAAAAAUGCAUUCAGUAGACAGUAGCUCGCCAAAGAAGCGGAGCUUUUCUCGGGGAUUAAGCGAGGACGAGUCUCUCCGCAGUAUUAUUAAAGAGACCGAGUCAUCAUCCAGACGUCUGACACGAAGCGACAGCCGAGCAGGCACCCUGAAGAGGAGGAGUGACAGCCAGCAGUCUGAGCAGGAUCUCUUCACGGGACUACCAGAAAUGCUGGAGCUGCAGGCCAGCUAUGACGAAGCGGUGCAGGAGCUGCGUGGGCUGGAGGUCGAGCGAGAGGCUUUGUUGUUCCAGGUGGACGUCCUGCAGGACACGCUGGAGGGGGUUGAAGAGCUGCUGGCUGAAGCCCAGAGGGAAGCUAAAGAGGCUAGAUUGGAGCUGGAACAAGAGAGGCAGGCCAAGAAGAAACUGGAGAACAUGGUUUGCUCUCUCAUGAAAGAGGUGGAGAGAUUACAAAUGGAGCAAAAUAACGAACUGGCUGCUCCAGCGACAGAUGACGCAUCAACACGGGAACACCAAAUCAAAAGUGAUGCCAAGGAAUUGAUUGAAGUUGCACACAGAGAAGAAAAUGAGGCCUCAGUGUGUGAACCUGACAGCACCAGUAGAGGACAGGCAGUGGUGGACGGAGGGGGGCAGGGUGAAGGGACGGAGGACGGAGAAAGUGUCCUGACAAAGCUGCGGAAGAUGGUCAAUAGGACAACGACCCACCUGCCUUCUCUUGCACUGGACAACCUCCUCUCUGAGGAUGGGGUUCUCCAGAGGCCUUGCGAAAACGGACGGGAUCUGUCUCCGGACAGGAAUGACUCAGACAGCGUAAGUGCCUACGAGGACGCAUCUGCCGAGACUCCAGAGCUCGAAGAUGCUUUGGAGCUGUCUGAGGAUAAAGAGGAAAAUCCGACUAACAACCAUCAGGACAUCGAUGGUGAAGAGCCCAAGACCCCUGAUGGCUGCAUUUUGUCUUAACUUGGAUCUUAUUUCUCUACUACUGGGCCAAAGUGGGCCAAAGAUAGCUAUAAGUAAUUGGGUGAAAUUCAAGAGCUCUCUGCAGUUUGCUGUAUCUCUGUAAGAAAACCAGCGGUUAUCAGACUUGUUGUAGUGCAGCAGUGAUUAGUCCACCAGCCAAUCAAAGGACAAUCAGGAGCUGUUUUGAUAAUAAUCCGUUGGUUGUUUCAACUUUUCAAACGUGAGGAUUGCUUUUCUUUGUCGUACAUGACAGUGAAAUAUCUUGGAGGUCUAGAUCUCUGAAGGCAGUUGAUUUAGGAUAUUUUAUCACUAAAUGCUGAAUAGAUUAAUUGAGAAAACGAUUAGCUGCUAGUUCAGUGCACUGUACUAGAAAUGUAAGUUACUGUUUUAAAUUCACAACAAAGGAACUCAGGAUGCAGAGGGUUUACUAGCUAUAUAAUCCACUAAUGACUAUUUUAUGUUAUUUGCCAAUCAUUUCUUUUAAGUCUGUCUUAAUCUGUUCUUUUUUAAAUAUAAGCAUAAACAUGGAAAAUGCUUUCCCUGUUUAUCUCUUUGGUAAUUUUUUAAGGAAGUUUUUUUUGUACGCUAUCAGCUGCCAUGACACAAAUCAGGAUUUAUCUGUAUACACAGUACAGUGAGCUCUGCUGGUAUUUGGGUGGGGUUCAAAAUGGGAUGAGUACAGUCUUGUUUACUUAAAAAUAAGCAUGUUUCCAUCAUGUUCUUUGUAAGCUGCCCUAGUAAAAAGCUGCUUUAAUAAGGUUAAAUGGAGGGAUUCUUCACCUAAGGGAAAAUGCCAUAUAUUUACUGCCUCAUCGGUCUAAUAAUGUACAGUCAUUUCUGAUGUUACAGUCAAGGUUUCCUUUUUUGUUCAGAAAAUUGUAGGGAACUUGAUUUUGGCUGCAUUUGCACUUUUCAAAGCUCUUGUAUUGUGGCAUGUAUUUGUCAGAUUACAUUAGAAACAACAUUCCCUUUACAACCAAACUUAGCGAGAAAUGGUCAGUCUGACCUGCUGCAGACUGUCUGUCUGUCUGUUUGCAUGGUAAUACUGUACAUUUGCACAUUUUUUAGCAGGACAUGCUAAAGGCAGGCUCUUAAGAUGCCUCUGACUGCUGUAAACACUUUAUAUGUCGGUCCAAUCUUUAUAUAAUUUUUUUUUUACUAUGAUGUUUUUGUGGCGGUAGAGGCAACUCAUUAGUAGUUUGCAUGAGCAUCUACGAAUGUAUAUUCAUUUGCAAUCUCCACACAAGUUGAUCAGUUAUCAGUAGGUUUGUAUGCUGAACCUCCACACAUGCAUUAGAUGAUCAUUUUAUCUAAGAUAAGGGUUUUAGAGGAAUUUUAAUUUUGUUUUCCAAAGUGUGAGUUGUUCUUUCAUUCCGCAGUUUCUGAGGUCAAUCCUGUUUUUAGCAAAUUUAACAAGUGAUUGCAGUUUUAAGCACAUCAAGCUGCAAAUAUUUAAGCAUACAUCACCAUACUGAUGAAUAUUUUUUCUAAAGACAAAUGCAGAUUACUAGAUUACAGGUUACGUGUUUGUUAACUUGAGAAUAGGCUGAAGAUUUGCCGUUGGUGUAUUUUGGUUACAUAUCAUAAUUCUGUGGGUUUACUGCAGCAUAUUGAAGUCAAUGCAUUGACUCAUUUGCCUUUCCAGUUUUUAUCAGUCCAGUUUCCACAAGCUAAUGUUGACUCGGACGUGACAUGUUACAUCCCUCGGGUUACUGAUAUUCUUAGUGCUGUGCGGUGGCUCUGUGGUCAGGUCAUAUCAAUGAAUCAUAAACGCUUGUCCUCAACAAUUAAUUUUAUUUUUGAACAGUUUGGUUUGCUGUAAUGAUUCUAUUUAAUUUUAAAAAAAUGUCACAGGUACUGUUUGUUGUUCAGUACAUGGGAGACUUUUGAUAAGUUGUUGUGUUACAUUAUUGCCUUUUUUGUGUGGGUCCUGUAAACUGAUUUAUAUCAAAAUAAAAUAAGUGGGCAAAGCUGA
Mugil cephalus (flathead mullet) is the source of this 3066-nucleotide messenger RNA. Its product is annotated as leucine-rich repeat flightless-interacting protein 1. The record is from RefSeq and is a predicted model, not a curated record. Lineage: Eukaryota; Metazoa; Chordata; Actinopteri; Mugiliformes; Mugilidae. The transcript has 6 exons. Bases 138 to 1091 code for a protein of 317 amino acids.